Molecule: messenger RNA, 6424 nt
Organism: Mustela erminea (ermine)
Lineage: Eukaryota; Metazoa; Chordata; Mammalia; Carnivora; Mustelidae
Gene: CRACD
Product: capping protein inhibiting regulator of actin dynamics
Exons: 12
Coding region: 624-4676 (1350 amino acids)
Biological process (GO): maintenance of gastrointestinal epithelium; negative regulation of barbed-end actin filament capping
Source: RefSeq, a predicted model, not a curated record
CGCGCAGUGCCGCGCGGUGGCGGCGGCGGGGAGAGCAAUGGAGGCCGCGGCCGCCUGAGGGGCGGGUGCGCUGCUGGUGCCGCUGCGGAGGCUGCGGGUGCUGCCGGGCAGCCGCCGGCUUACUCGCGUCCGCCGCCCGCGCGGGACCGCGGGUCGCCGUCCAGUCGCUCUGCCAGCCGCGGCGCCACGCGGGGACUCAGGCGUUCUUGCGAUGGUUUUCCUGGUCCUGUGACCGUCAUUUCUUGCAGAGGUCUGUAGUGGUGAGAUUGGACCUCCUAACCCUACGGAUACGUUCACAAGAGCAGUGACUCCCAGGUUUUUCUCAGCAAUGUACUCCAUUUCCUGGCACACUUAACCACUGAUCUCCUUCUUACAAGAAGAAAAUUUUGGUGAAGAGUUACCCAGCAAGGAAAGGACGUGUGGCUGUUAAGAUAGACAAGAAGAAAGGAGGCAGAUUCCAGCCUUUGAAGAGGUGGUUCGGCCGGAGGAAAAAGAAAGACCCUUCGUCGUCCCAGGAGGCGUCGGCAGGGGAUAAGAGUCGCUCUCCCCGGAGAGUCAGCAAUGGGACCUUCUCUUCAGAUGAGGAGACCCUAGAAGACAACCUAAGGUCCUUCAACUAUUCUAUGGGAACCCGGGCAUUUUCCCAUGACAGUAUUUUUAUCCCUGAUGGGGGAGCAGAGAGUGAGCAGACAGUUCAAGCAAUGUCACAGGACAACAUCCUGGGCAAAGUCAAAACUCUUCAGCGACAGUUGAGCAAAAACAUCAAGUUUGGGCGGCCACCACCCAGUGCCAUUCCCAUGAAGAAGGCAGACAGUGGUGAGGCCGGCUUAGAAGAGGAUCUGCUCCUGACCAGUCCGAUGGAGAUUGUGACUCACGAGGACGUCCUCCUCUCAGACACCGAGAACAAAUCCAGUGACCCUCCAAGUUCUCAGAGUCCUCUGAAUCUGCCUGGAGCCAGAAGUGAGAUGGAAGACAAGGUGGCUCCCGUUAAACCAUCUCGGCCAAAAAGGCACUUGUCUUCUGCUGGAACCAUCGAAAGUGUCAACCUGGAUGCCAUCCCCCUAGCCAUCGCUCGCCUGGACAACAGUGCCGCCAAGCACAAACUGUCCGUAAAGCCGAAAAACCAGAGGGUGUCCAAGAAGCACCGGCGACUUGCCAGGGAUGGACCACAUGAACAUGGUGGCCUUCUGUAUCAGCUCUCGCCGGACCAGAACGGACACUCGGGAGAAGACAAGCCAGUCUGGCAUGAAGAAGAGCCAGAGCUGCUGGACUCUGAAGAAGAGAAGAGAUGCCAAGAGGAAUACUGGCUAGAACUUGAGGCCAAGUGCAAACGGCAGAAGGCCGAGGCAGCAGAGAGGAAACGUCUGGAAGAGCAGAGGCUCCAGGCCCUGGAGAGGAGGCUUUGGGAGGAGAACAGAAGGCAGGAACUCUUGGAGGAGAAAGGAGAAGACGAGGAGCGAGAGAGGGCAGAACUGCAGCUGGAGGCCGAAGAGAGGCAGCGCCAAGAGGAGAGGCGGAGACUGGAGGAGCAAGGUGGCCAAGGGCGGAGGGAGCAGGUGGACGGAAGGCACCUCGAGGCCCCAGAGCAGCUGCGCCUCCAGCGCCGCGCUCAGCAGGAAGAGCAGGCGGUGUGGAGCGGCGCGGAGGCUGAGACGCCGCGGCAGCUGCAGGAGGAGAGGCAGCUGAGGGAGCUCAGGAGGCAGGAGGAGCUGGAGGAGCAGCAGAGGCUUGAAGCCGAGAAGCAGCGACGGCAAGAGGAGGAGCAGCGGGAAAGGGAGGAGCAGCGGCUGCGGGAAGAGGAGCAGCGGGAAAGGGAGGAGCAGUGGCUGCGGGAAGAGGAGCAGCGGCGGUGGGAGAAGGAGCAGCGGGAAAGGGAGGAGCAGCGGCUGUGGGAAGAGGAGCAGCAGCGGCGGGAGGAGGAGCGGCGGCGGGAGGAGCAGCGGCAGCUGGAAGAGGAGCAGCAGCGGCGGCGGGAGGAGCAGCUGCGUUUGGAAGAGGAGCAGCAGCGGCGGGAGGAGGAGCAGCGGCGUUUGGAAGAGGAGCAGCGGCAGCGGGAGGAAGAGCAACGGCAGCUGGAAGAGGAACAGCGGCGGCGGGAGGAGGAGGAGGAGCAGCGAGAAUGGGUGGAGAAGCGGUGGCUGGAGGCAGAGGCAGCUGCCAGGAGGAGGGCAGAGCUGGGAAAGCGGGAGCAAGUGGAGGCCCUGAGGAGGCCGGAAGGGGAGCGUCGGGAAGCUGCGAGAGGGCACGAGGAGAAGUGGCAGCAGCUGGACGAAAAAAGGGGCUUGAGGAGUCCAAAGAUGGACUUUGCAGAGAAACCCCGGAAACGAGAGCCCCUGCAGCCCGAGAAGCAAAGCGAAAGCUCCGAGGAAUCUAAGAUUUGUGAGAAGCAGAGUCAGGACGCCGUGCCAGCCGGAGAGCAGCCCGGACAGCGCGGCGACGGUCCGGAGCCUGACCGUCGUGCGCGUCGGGAAGAGAGACCAGAAACUAGCGCGCAGCCUCCCCAGAAACAAGAGGCGCAAGUGGAAGUGACUCCCGGGGAGAAGAAGGAAGCCACUGCCCCGGAAAAAGACAGAAAGGGGGAGGAACUCCGGUGGCAGGAAGUGGACGAGAGGCAGAGCAUGCCAAGGCCCUACACUUUCCAGGUGUCAUCGGGAGGGAAACAGAUUCUCUUCCCCAAAGUCAAUCUGAGCCCGGUGACACCCGCGAGAGAUGCGGGACUUGCCUCUGCUCCCCACGCGCCAAAGACCCCGCGAGCCGGCGCGGCCUCCCACGCCCUGCCCUCCUCCCUGAGUGUCCCCCACACAGCCAUUCUGGUCACGGGAGCGCAGCUCUGCGGCCCGGCGGUCAACCUGAACCAGAUCAAGGACACAGCAUGCAAGUCCCUCCUGGGCUUGUCGGAAGAAAAGAAGCACGUUGACGUCCCUGCCCUGGAGAACCCGCCCCGAGCGCCUGUCGACCCCCGGGCAGGCAGCGGGAAGGUCAGGGCCGCCCAGGAGUCUCCGAGCAGUGCGGCCGCCCUCGCCGAAUGGGCGUCCAUUCGGUCCAGGAUCCUGAAGAACGCGGAGGGCGAGCAGCCUCGGCCCGGUGACGAGCACCCUCCCCGGGCCCGCAGUGAUUCCCGCGGGAACCUCCGGAGGACCCCCCCAGUAAAUGCCAAGUUCUCCAUUAUGCCCGCUUGGCAGAAAUUCUCUGACGGUGGCACCGAGACCUCCAAACAGAACACAGAAGCAGAGAGCACGAGAAAAAGACCCUCGCUGGGCCCCGGGGUGCCCCAGCCCCUGGAUACUAACGAGCUCCCCAAGGGUGCAGAGAAACCAGAGCCAGCAGACACCACGGAGGGGUGCAAAUUUGCCAAAGACCUCCCGUCUUUCCUUGUCCCCAGCCCUGCUUACCCGCCGCAGAAGGCAGGGGCCCAUUCGGAGCCCGGGGCCACUUCGGACGCUGAGACCAGCAGCGGGAGAGGGAAGCCAGACCCCUCGAUGCCCGGCCAGGAGGAAAAAGCCUCACCGUUUGGCAUAAAACUGAGAAGGACCAACUACUCCUUGCGCUUCCACUGCGACCAGCAGACGGAACAGAAGAAGAAGAAGAGGCACAGCAGCACGGGGGACAGCGCGGACGGCGGCGCUCCGGCCCCCGGGGGCACCAGGGGAGAGAAGGAGCCUGAAGCCGUGGCCGCCAAGCCGGGCCCGUCCCUGCCCCCCGAGAGGAAGCCCGGCCUGUCCGCCUGGAAGGACUCGGCCGAAAGGGCCCCCCCUUCUCCCGCCGCCGCCCCGGGGCCCCCACCGGCCGCGGAGCACGACCGCGCGGCCCACAGAUCGCCGCUGGCGCCGAAGCCGGCGCUGGCCCCCAAGCCUGCGGGUCAGACGCCGCCCCCGUCGCCGCUCUCCAAGCUGAGCAGGCCCUACCUGGUGGAGCUGCUGGCCCGCCGGGCGGGGAGGCCGGACCCGGAGUCCGGCGAGCCCGCCAGGGAGCCCCAGCAGAGCAGGGAGCCCCGGCCGCCGUCGCCGCCGCCGCCCCCGGAGCCGAGGAAGGCGCCGCCGAGGGACGAGGAGGAGGCGGUGGAGCCCGAGCGCAAACCCGCUUCCCCGGCUCCGCCGGCCGCCCGGCCCGAGAAGCCCUGCCCGACCCCCGAGCCCGGGAGGAGAGUCUCUUUUUCCGCAGAAAAGCCGGCUCUUCAGAGCAGGCACUCUUUGGAUGGCUCCAAAGUCGCGGAGAAGGCGGACACCGCGCAGCCGCUGUGGAUAACGCUGGCGCUGCAGAAGCAGAAGGGCUUUCGGGAGCAGCAGGCGACGCGGGAGGAGAAGAAGCAGGCCAGGGAGGCCAAGCAGGCAGAAAAGCUCUCCAGAGAGAAUGUCGGCGGCGGCCUGCAGCCCGGAGGCGGCGGUGGCGGCAGGGCCGGGUCCCCGCACAAGGCCCGCGCCCCGCCGGAGGAGAAGCAGCCCGAGACGGCGGCGUCCAGGCUUGAGCGCAGGGAGCAGCUGAAAAAGGCCAACACGCUUCCUACAUCUGUGACAGUGGAGAUCUCGGAUUCUGCGCCCCCCGCGCCGCUGGUGAAAGAAGUCACCAAGAGGUUCUCAACCCCGGAUGCUGCCCCGGUGUCAACAGAACCAGCCUGGCUGGCUUUGGCCAAAAGGAAAGCCAAGGCCUGGAGCGACUGUCCGCAGAUCAUUAAGUAGGGCGACUUUCAUCCACUUCUGCCAGCUCUUGGCUCCUCUCUUGCCCUUGUUAUUUAUUUUUUAUAUGAGGUGAAGACACCACACUAGGGAAAAGCAGCAUGUGUUAUAGGCUCUAAAAUCAUGUGCAGAAACUGAAUCGGCGGCAUUCCUUGUCAAGUGUAUUUGCACAAUCCUAGAUCCUGGUGCCUGGGGCUCCUCCUUGUUCUCAAGAGAAACUUCCAUUCGAGGGACCACGUGAAGCAGAAUCUCCAAACUAAGAAUUUUUCACAAGAGCCUACUAGGCGCCUUCUACACAUACACAUGCACACACCAUUUAGAACAGGACUUUUGCCAAUCUUUUAAAUGAUUUUUCGGUUCUCCAACUUAUUUAAUCUGGAACAUUUACCCUACCAUAUGUUUUUUCCUUUUCUACAAUCAUGGUGAGAGAAAGGGCCAUACAGACAGAAACAAGAUGCCAGUUCUCCUGAGUGCACUGAGUAACUGGGAAUCCUAACAGCCUGGCUGCCGUCUCUGCCCGUGUCUGCUUUUCUGACGUCCCCUCAUCUGCACCUGACACAGCACAUCUCCUCACCCUUCCGCCACACUGAUGUCCCAUAGGUCCUGUCAUACCAGUGCUCUCCGUAAAGACGUGUUAAACAUUUGGCCCAUGUGGCUCCGAGGGAACAUUUUUAUUUAGGAUCAUGAAGAAAGGAAGCGACAGGUUGCCUUCCCAGCUCCGAGAAUCUCCCCCAGUGCGGUGGUUAAGGCGUCCAGCUCCGUCUCCUGCCUUCCGAGUUAGAGCCUGUGAGUCCGGGCCGGGAAGGUCUAGCAGACGAAUUCUGACACAUCCCAAAGGAGUACCGGGGGAUACACUGCUUCCAGGGUAAUCGAGCUUUUAAAACUCUGAAGGGGAGGCUCAUUUUACCCAAAUAAGUGAGAGGAAAAAUAAAAAAACAAUCCCCCAAGCCAGACUUCUACUCUAAGAUAGGAGAAGCUACUGACGUUGAAUGUCUCUGAAUAUUCCUUAGGUCUUUAGGGAGAUUUUAACAGGAAGCCAAGACUUGGAGCCUUUGUACUGAGGACUUCUGUGGAAGUUUCUUCACCAUAGUUGAGUGAUUCAUAUUCAGUCAGCUGUUCAACGGCAUUUAUAAUUUUGAGCAUUCACCUUGGUACCUUUAAAAACCACCUCCGAGUCUUCAGUGGCCUUGCUGCUAUCCGUACACGUGGUCCAGAGAAGGGACGUGGCAGUUCAAAAGCAUGAGGCACAGACCCACCAGCAAAGCCACACGUUGCCAACACGGACAUUACAGCGCACGGGGGUGGCACAUUCUCCUCGGCCGGAACCGAGCCCCACAGUAGAAGUACACCUCUCUCGCCCAGUGCAUGGGGAGCUGCAUUCCUUUUUCCUCUCUUGCAAAAACACAUCUUACCAUCAUCCAUCGUUAUUUGCCUCUACGCAGAGCUCAUUUGACUGGCAACGUAUCGUUGCUGUCACUCCCCGUGUAGAAGGCAUUUUCUUUCUGGAAACGAUGGCUCAGCCCCAUGGUUAGCAGCGGGCAGGUGUGGUCAAGCGGACAGUUGUACCCUUGCAAGUUGGCUUUAAUGUUCUAUAGACCAGCCCUUCCAUCUGUUAAGAAUCAGUGUAACUAAUUUUCUUUUAUUUCUGUGGGAAGCAAUUAAUAGCCCGCUGCAUGUUUUCCACACCGAUGUUCAUUUCUAAAUCAGACGUGGCGGCAUUUGUUCGUUCUCCGUGGUGUCACUACAGACAG